AUGAAGUACACGGCUUCUGUUUUUCUCGUGUCCGCGGGCUGGGCUACGGCCCUCACCCAGCAAUGCAGCGGGACUGCAACCAACGAAGGAGGAAACUGGUUUUGCGGUGCCGUCAACCAGAUUCUUUAUCAGGGCAUCAAGGGCAGCGGCACCUUCAAGGCUGUUACCAACAUGGGAGCCUCUGGCGCGUGCCAGACGGAGGAUAAGGCUUACAGUGGUCCUCUGGCGCCUCUUGACGAAGGUCUCUCUCUGCAAUUCCGUGGGCCCCUUUGGCUCAAGGAAUUUGCUGUCCUCAAUCCGGCCACCAAGUCUAAGCGCACCGCUGGAGAGAAUGUCGAGGCGCCUCGCCAGAGUGAUGUCCGCGGCCGUAGCCAUAGCCACAACCACAAACGUCUUCACCGUUCUCACCGCAACAAGAAAAGAGAGGACAUUGUCCAUGCCACUAUCGACGGCAAACUCGUGUCUUGGGUCAACGACUACCAUCCUGACGCUGCUCCGGCUGCCCCCGCUGCUGCAAAUUCCGUUCCUAUUGUCCAAGUAGGCGUCGGUUCCGGUGCCGCUUCUGCCCCUGCUUCCUCGUCGUCCACAAGCUCCGACUCUCCCAAACCCGAUGGGAAGCCUGCUCCCUCAGGCUCUGACUGGGACCGUGUUGCUUAUUACAAUGCCGAGGAGAAAAUUGCCGAGAAUAUGGUCUUUAUGGGCAAUUACGGUGGUCAGGGUUCCGGUGAAUUCAACACUGUUUGGGGCUCCUCCCUCGCAUACCUCAACGCCCAGGGUGACGGCGGCUCUUCGUCACCACAGAUUCUCAAAGACGGUCUGAUCCCUUCUAACAAGGAAUUUGCCAUUUUCUCAGCCGAGAAAUGUGACGAAACUUGCGGUUACAGCCGGGUCAGCGAUAUCGCUUACAAGGGCUUUUCCGGCGCCAACAAGGUCUUCCUGUUUCGCUUCAAGAUGCCCAUGGACGGAAACCGCGGCUUCAACGGCGACAUGCCUGCCUUAUGGGCCCUCAACUCGCGCAUUCCUCGUACCGCCCAGUACAACGCCUGCUCGUGCUGGCCCGCCUGCGGCGAAGCCGACUUCUUCGAGGUUCUUGCUUCGGGCGACACAAAGUGCAAGAGCACCUUCCAUCUGGCCAACGGCGGAGGAUCCUCCGACUACUUUGAUAGGCCCGUGGACAAGUUCAUCAAGGCGGCCGUCGUGUUCCACGAGGCCACGGCCAGCGUCUCGAUUAAGAUUCUCCCCGAUGACACGGACCUCUCCGCCAAGGGUUUCGAUGAUGCUACCGUCAUGAAGUGGGUGUCUCAGCCUACCGAUGCUUCUGGCCUCAAGCUCAGCAGUCUGUUCCAGAUUUUGAGCUAG
Messenger RNA from Ustilaginoidea virens, 1359 nucleotides. RefSeq lists its product as uncharacterized. NCBI's taxonomy places the organism in Eukaryota, Fungi, Ascomycota, Sordariomycetes, Hypocreales, Clavicipitaceae. Bases 1 to 1359 code for a protein of 452 amino acids. Gene Ontology annotation, cellular component: fungal-type cell wall. The record is from RefSeq and is a predicted model, not a curated record. The transcript has 3 exons.